This is a messenger RNA of Rhizopus microsporus ATCC 52813, 1392 nucleotides long. RefSeq lists its product as uncharacterized. The record is from RefSeq and is a predicted model, not a curated record. The transcript has a single exon. Lineage: Eukaryota; Fungi; Mucoromycota; Mucoromycetes; Mucorales; Rhizopodaceae. Bases 428 to 1309 code for a protein of 293 amino acids.
UAUAGUUGGAAAAGCUAUUGUCUUGCAUCCUUACAAUGCUGAUAACGAAGGUAUAGUUUCAUUGUCAAUAAAAAAAAAAAAAGGGCAAAAGUAAUCAUCUGUAUUUUUUAUAGACGAGUUGAAUCUAUUAAGAGGCGAAUACGUCGUGAUUCUUGACCGAAACGUAGACGAUGGUUGGUGGAAAGGAAAGAACGAGAGAGGACAGACUGGCGUCUUUCCUGCAAAUUUCGUAAAGGAGUUGGAUGAGGAGCCCGUUGCACCACCUACACCCGUCCGCAGCACGCGUCAGCCCCUUACAAACGCACCUUUGGCAAGACCACCUGUAGUCAGACCAGCGUCUGUGCAAGCUGGCGGCUCGACAAGACCUUUUUCUGUCCAGUCAUCUGCUCCAAGACCGUCCACUGUGCAAGUUCUUUCUGAUGCAUCCAUGGCUGUCCCUCCCAAAUCUUUUGCUUCACCUGAAAGAGAAGCAAAAAAGGAAGUAAAAGAGGAAGUAAAAGAGGAGUCUGAUGUCAAAUCGCCUAUUUCUCCAAACCAACCUUCUUUUGCUGACGAACCAGCUUCUCAGCCACCUGCUCCUGAACAAGAAGCGGCUCCUAGCACCUCACCUUCUAUACCUAAGCGACAAGAUUCUGUCGCAAGCGCGUCUUCUAUUCAUUCAUCCAGUCCAGUUGCUCCAGUUGAUGUUCCUGAAGCCCAAAUCCCUCCCACUAUCCCUACACGCCCAGAAUCUAUAUCUGAUAAUAUAUCAUCUCCUCCCUCUAUUCCUAAGCGUCAGGAAUCUGUAUCAAGCACGCACGCCUCUACACCACAUGCAGAACCACCUUCUGAGGAAUCAGCUGCACCAGUGCCCAAGGAAAGCCCUGUAGCCGCUGAGGAAGUUAUUCCAGUAACAAAUGUUCAAACAGAAGAGAUUUUGGUACCUGAAAGUAGAGAAGUCGUGGAAGACCAGGUUGAAAAGGCCAAAGAAGAAGUUCAAAAGGAAGACAUUGCAGUUGAAACACCCAAAGUCGAAUCUGAACUGCCUACCUCUGAAGAAAACGUAACAGAAAGCAAAGAAGAGGAAACUGCUGCAGAGUCAAAAGCAGAAAAAGAAGAAGUUUCUGUUACGGAAGAAGGAAAGGAAACCGGCGAACAAAGCGAAGGAAAGAAAGGUAUUGAAAUACUUCCUAGUGGACCCAAGUUGACAACACCCACUCGUGCCCGUAUUGGUGUCCCUCGCCGAUCACCUCAAUUGAAGAAUACAGAACCAAGUCAAACGGAAAUUCUGCAGAAACAGAUUGCUGAGGUAGGUGAAAAUAUAAAAUAGACGCGCGUGCACAGUUAUCAAAACAAACACCUUUAUUUUAGACACCUGAAGAAGAAAAGCAGCCUGCUAAAGCGACUCCUUCU